AUGCUCAGUCACAUCGCCAAUAGCGCGCGUUUUGCCAAAAUGGAUUUGUUGGACCGCGGGUACCUGGAUUCUCCGUACAACUACACCUUUAAUUUCUGGAAUGAUUAUCUCGGUUUGUCGACUCUUGUUGCGCAAAACAAACCAACAAACCCCAACUCUAUCACGGAGUCUUUGAAAGCGACGCUGGGUUUGGAUGACUCGCCUAUGUGCCCGUGCGUAAUUGGACACAUGAGUCGGGACAAUGAGUGCUGCUGUGCGCCUCCGAGCUCCCCUCCACUUUCUAUUUACGAGCUGAAAGAAAGUCUCCUGCGGCCCUUCGAGCACGACUCCCCGCUGUCAGAUCAAGAGUGUCCCGGUUACAGAGGCAGCUUCAGUGGGUUGGAUCUCUUCUCCAGGCGCAAACCGUUCCCAGCCAGGUGCAAGCCAGAGCCAAAAGUCUGCGUGUUUUGUCGAAAUAACGGCGCCCCGGAGGAGGUCUAUGGCACUCACAUCUUGAAGACGGUGGACGGGAGGGUGCUGUGUCCCAUCCUCCGCGCCUACACCUGUCCCCUCUGCAGCGCCAACGGAGACAAUGCGCAUACAAUUAAGUACUGCCCACUGUCCAGAGACCAGCACAACCACCGUGGCGCGCCCAAGGCUGGCAGAGCUAUUGGCAAGAGACUUAAAAUCUUUUAA
Molecule: messenger RNA, 675 nt
Organism: Knipowitschia caucasica
Lineage: Eukaryota; Metazoa; Chordata; Actinopteri; Gobiiformes; Gobiidae
Source: the annotation of a GenBank genome assembly